Messenger RNA from Bombus pascuorum, 10922 nucleotides. RefSeq names its product serine-rich adhesin for platelets (gene RhoGEF3). NCBI's taxonomy places the organism in Eukaryota, Metazoa, Arthropoda, Insecta, Hymenoptera, Apidae. Gene Ontology annotation, cellular component: cytoplasm. The transcript has 21 exons. The record is from RefSeq and is a predicted model, not a curated record. Gene Ontology annotation, biological process: intracellular signal transduction. The coding region runs from base 1734 to 8195 and encodes 2153 amino acids. Gene Ontology annotation, molecular function: guanyl-nucleotide exchange factor activity; protein binding.
GACCGAUGGUGCAGUCAACGUUGGGACCGGCAGCCCAAAAGACACACGCGGACCUCACGCGUUCUCUACCCCUUCCGUCGAGCACCCCCUUCUGACACCUCUUACCCUCGAACAGUCGUACGGCCCUGAAAGAACGUGCCGCGAUUCGAACUGCUUUUUUUCUUUGGGGCACGCUCCAGUCCGCAGGCAAACGAACACAGAGAAGCCGUACAUCGGCUAUAGUGCUCGUUUACCGGACGUGUAGUGGGUGUGUGAUAGAAAUGUAAUGCUAGUGACGCGACGUGACACGACGUAACGCGAUCCAACGCGGUAUGACGUUUCUUUAGUUCUUUCGUCAUCAUUGCCUGUCUCCCUGCUGCGUACGGAUCGCGUGUGAGCCGACGACAAACGCAAUGUUGUGACGCGUGACACAGCGCACCGGUCCGACACGGCGUUUCAAUGCUCAGGGACGUUGCCUCCGUUCCUUCGUAUCCUCUUCUCGUGUACAUCCGAGCAUGGAUGAUAAAUGUUCGAGUGAACGGUAAAUGUCACCCGGGAGCCAAAUUUAUCGAUCUGCGUACACGUAUUAAUGGAUCAGUAUGUGAUUACUGUACGUUGGAAAUCGGUAGGGCGAUUGCUGUCAACGGGACGACGCAGAAAAUUGCAUAUUUUUCAAUGUUAAGAUGGAUUAGCGGUCGAACAUAUUUCGUAAGUUGACAAGGAUGUUCAGCGAGGGUAUUACCAAAAGGAACGUGAACAAUUAAAUAUAAAAAGAAUUCGGAAAACAAGAAAAGAGUUAAAUCCGUGUAGCACAAGCGUUCGUGAUCCCGUGACAACGAGUGAGAGUCUCCCACAGAGCAAUAAAGAGCAGCUUUUCAUUUUGCACUUUUUAGGGCGCGCAUUCAAAGCGGAAAAAGAUUGUGUCGGACUAAUCCGCGAUUUCUGUGUGACGUUAAAAGAGAGCAACAAUGAAAAUUCGGGCGACGAUGUAUGUUCGAGUUUAGUAGAGAAAUCUCGUUGCUGAAGCGUGUUUUUUGGUAACGAGGCGUUGGUCAUUUUUCUGUGCUCGUACGCUCUGCGUAUAUAAAUGAAAUUUCGUGAUCAAGAGUCUUCGAACCUCGAGUUUCAAGCGCUUAACUUCUCACGCCAGCAAUAAAGGCCGAGAUCGAUUCUCGUUAACCAUCGUAGCAAUAAUCAUUUACAAUGGACGUUUUACCGUUGAUAAAGAGGAUCCAGAAGAGGAGCGAGAUAUUUUCGAGGACGACGAAAAGAGGCAUUCGUCCUUUCAACUUCUUGGACAUCAGUUGCACGCGUUGUUCGAUAACCAAUGCUUCGACGACGGAUUUAAAGAGACGUCGAUUCUUUGCGCGUGAGUGAAUCACGUUUUUCAAAAUAAACGGCCGUCGCUUUCACAAGAAUAUACAUAUAUAAAUAUUUGUAUGCAAAUUAAAUGAAAGACUGUGUUCGAAAUGUGCAUCGUGAAAAGAGGAAAAAUUUUCAAUGAAAUUUUGCCAUACCCAUUCUUGAUCAACGAAAAUUGUGAAGAAUGGAUGGUGCGAAAUACUCGUCGCGUUGUUACAUUUAAGACGCGUUAUCUUCGGUCUUAAUGGAAUUGUGUGGAAUUCAGAGUCUCCGAGAAUACUCCAAGAUUUCGGAGAAAUGGACAAUGUUCAAACACGGAAUUGGCGAAUACGGAAAGAAAGUGAAGCGUGUCAGGAUGCUGGAACAACAGGAUUCCACUUGCACCGGCUAAAAUGAAUCGUAGGGAGGACCCGCUGUUGCGGCAGCAUCGCAAUCGCCUGCUGCAAUUAGCGGAGGUGACAAACAUCAAGCCUGGCCGUGGCAGCGGGAAAAGACGAGGCCAAAGACAGUCACACGGUUUUGGACCCAGCAAUGGUGGACCGAGCGCUGGUGGCCGCGUCACCCUCCAGGAUAUCGUCAGAAGCGAUCCUGGAUACACGCCAAACAUCGAGCAUUUAGUUUUCCCGGAGCGUAAGAGCAGCAACCCGAAUUUAGCUAAAACCGGCGAUGAAUCUCCGUCGAACAAAUCCAAGUCGAACGCAACUAAUUCGGGAAGGUCCAGACUCGCGGAAGUGUUCUCCAGGCAUUACUCUAGGGGCUCCUCGCAGGAUUCUUCCGUCACAUCCAGGAAAAAUCACUUAAACAGUACGUCACUGGACAGCGGAGGGACGGUGUCCCAUCAAGCAACAGGGUCGAGCGGAUCCACGGUGGUGACGAGGAGCGCCGGACGUCGUUGGCUGUUGCAGAGCUCGCAAUCCUCCAGGCAACAUUCGGUCGAGGACGGAGUACGUGGGGGCAACGUAGGCGUCAUAGGGCCCGUUUCGACCUCGUCCUCGAGUCAGGCCCCUGCUCCAGCCUUGCCGCCUCGUAGAGUCAGUUCAGCCGCGAAUUCUACCGACAUCUCGAACACGGCCACUGGCUCCCGCGGCGACAGAGGCCAAACCGUGUCGAUCCUGCAUUUACGCAACACAUCCGAUCCUUGGGAAGUUGGAUCUCAAGGCUCAUCAUAUAGCGUCAGUAGCAAUAAAAGUCAAACUGGCAGCAAAGGAAAAUCAAGUGGAAAUGCACGGGGCUCGUACACGCGUGGUACUUCGAUACCAUCCUUGAAGCGCCACGACACAACGGCAUCGGCAUCGUCGACUUCCAGCCUGAAGCAGCAUCGACAGGACAGCCACGGACAGGUGACGGGUUCUCGUCGACGAGAAUCCUCGAAUUCGUUCCUGUCGGGUAACAGCGGCACCUCGGGCGAACUUUUCAUCAGCGGAGAUUGCAGCAGGGAAUUGUCACCGGUGCGAUGGUGCGACAGGGAGGUGGACGGUGUCUAUUUAGGUCGAUCGGGUUGGGUGCAAGUGCAACAAAGGUCUCUGGACGAGAAUCGACGGAUAAACUAUGAGAGUAGCUUGGUAACGGCAACCACAGGUACUCUGCCGUUGCCGAGACGAGCCGCAGUAAAAUUGGCUGACUAUCAUUGCAACAGCGAACCAGGGAAAUGUCCUGAAGAAUUUCUACGAUUGGAUACCCAGAGACCGGACUAUCUAGCUCUACAUGGUCAAGACUUUGAAUCUGUAGCGAGCAGCACCUGCACAUCUCCUCACAGCAUUCCCGAAUCUUAUUCCCCGCCGUCGGUUACGCCGAUAAUCUCACCUCCACCUGCCUUUCAAGAUGUGAUCGGCAAAAAGACCUCCUCGAAGCAUUCUUCCGGGCGUAACAAUUAUGGCAAGCCGCCAUUCCUACCACGAUCUAAUGCUAUAGUGGACAGUGACAUCAUCAGUCCUCCGCCUUCGCCUCCGCAUCAAGUGAAUUGGAGUUCCUUGCCACCAUCUUCCCGGAAGACAUCGAACACACCGUCCAGACCUAGAAGGCAAAACAGUAACAGUCAACAACAACAACAGCAACAACAAUAUCGAAUGGCGCAAGCUAAAUCAUUGGAAGAUCAGUCCUCUUCGAGAAGGUCGCAGUUCGUCCAACGUUACUUAGAGUCCUCGAGCUCAUCUUCGUCGUCAGUAGGUUUCAGAAGUCUGGAUAGUUGCGUAACGAGAUCGACGAUGCCCAGAUUGGCCGAGAACACGGAUUCUUCGGUGGAGGGAUACGACGACGGCGACGACGAGGACGACAAUCCUAGCUCCUCUUUGAAUCUAAGCCUCGUUUCUUCUUCGAUAAUAGCGCUGAAUUCAUCUACAGAGUCUAUUCGCGCUAAUGGGGAAAGGAUUUCACCGAAUAGACAGAGCCGUCAUCACAGAAGUCAACAAGGAUUAAGAAGAUCACCCGGAUCCUCGGAAUCCGGCAAGUUAUCGUUCAAUUCGCCUUCCUCCUCCUCGUCGUCGUCAAGCAGCGCGGAGAGACAAGGCCGAUCUCCGACACCCAAUCCUUUCAGGCGUAGCAACGCUUCUAGACAACAUCAGAGUGCCAGAACGACGCAAGCGUCCCCAGAUUCCCAUCAGUCGCGGGUAAGAAGAUCCAGAAGUCUUCAAUUACCCGAGAAGAGGUCCCCCAGCACCGCCGCACCGAGUAGGGAGCAUUCCAGAGAAUCUAACGAGAGCCACAGAGUCGCCAUGAAAAUUUCCACCGAUCGUGGCAACGAAAGAAAACGUCAUGCUCUCCAAAAUAGAAAAGCGCAGUCAACCGAGAACGCGUUAAACGAGGAACUUCUUCGCGAGACUGAGGCAGUAACCGAGUUCCUUUACGGUACGAGGAGUCGCGCAGUGGCUAGGAGUAUUCUCUCGUGUCGCUUCGAGCGCCGUGAAGACAGCCAAGAACAAAGACAAAGGAACAAUCCCAACACUUACGACGUUUAUUUUAUCUCGUCUAAGCAACAACAAUCUUCGAAAUCAAGCGGCAUGUGUAUGCAACAGCAGUCACAGCAGCCGCAGCAAUCGCAACAGCAACAACAGCAACAACAACAACAACAGCAACAACAAUCCAGACGGCCGAAGACGCUUCAGAGAGGGGCAACGACCCCGAAUGCAAAUCCCUCGUCUUCGAACCACGACUUUUGCAUCAGUCCCGACACGAAACUACGCUGCAACAGCAGUACAUGCGAUUUCUGGCCACAUUGCUCACAGAGAGAUACUCUGUACUCCCCUAAUCAGGCACCGGUAUUUAUGAAGCUAUCCCAGAGCUACCCGGCUCAUCAAAGACUCCCCACGGACACGGGGAACCACGCGAACAGAGGAAGCGCCAGCUCAUCCCCAGCAUCGUUAGAGCGAAUGGACGAUCGGGAGUUCCGUGAUCGCGAAACUUCUCGAAAGAAUCGAGCUAACCGGGAACAGAACAACAGCAACGCGUCAAAAUAUCAAGAAAGGCAACCGAAAAGCGUGUUGAAGCAGUCGAAUCGAUGGUCGCCUCUCGAAGGAUCCAAUGGGAAUGGGUCGAGCGUAGAAAAGAGGGAAUAUCAUCGAUACUAUCAGAAACCUGAAUUCACUGGCAGCUUCGAAGGUUGUGAAAGUAAAGAUAGAAAAGUGUCACCGGUUCAGGGGAAGAGUAUCAUGAAUAGAUCGCCGAGUGGUCAAGUCGCGUCCUCGUCGACUACAUCGUCGUCUUCUAGUAGUGACAUUUGGGUCACCACAUCCGAUCGAACGGUGACGAAAAGUCCGAGGAACGCAAAAAGUUCCGGGGCGUCUACUCCAAUGGAAGAUGCGGUGAUUGGUUCUCUGAAGACCCUAAUAGAACCGCCGAAAGAUGGAAUGCUGUCCAGGCCUGGAAGUGCACCAACGAGAGGGGAGGAUUCUCUGCCAGGGGACGUCUCCUUGGAUCCUCAUCAGCGGUCUCUUUCCUUGCCAAAGUCCUUUCUGGCGCAUAAUGGCAAUAACAAAGGAGGAUCCUGGCAACGUGGCCAGAAUUCCCAAAGGUCGAGCCCCAGCCCCAGUCGACUUCACCACGCACAGGAAGCAGCCACGCCUCACACAGCUCCUGUUUCCCCGCUGCACGAUCAACGAUCGAACGCGUACACUGGAAAGGAGAGGAGACGAAUUCCUGGGCUGAGCAAGGCGCAGAGGCGUAUCAAAGCGUCGAGCACGCCGGCGCUUUUGGACCGUGAUGUGGAAAGUCGACAGUGGUCGGGAGACGAAGAGGAUGAGGGCACAACAGGUCACGUAACAACGGAGCAUCCUCUGGCGGAGGCGACAAUUCCCUUGGUCUCCCACUCACGUCUUCAAGAGCAGCCCUCUAACUUAAGUGCCAAUCUUGUGACCGCUUCCGGGACCCAGAAUCCUCCUCGUUCGAGCACGCAGAGCCAGCAAGAGAGCGUUUUGCAGAAAUUCAGAAAGAGCUUCUCCUUGAGGUUCCACAAAAAGGGCAGCAAGGAGAGCAACGAAAGCGAGUGCCCGGCCGAAGAUAACGAUGGAUCCGGCCCUCUGGACGAGGAGGAGGAAAGGGAACCGCCGACUGUCACGGAACAGACCCCUCAACACAAAGAAGACACCAAUAAUGACCAGAAAUUCCGGUUUGGUCCUCUUGUAUGGAGAAGCAGUAAAGAGAGAAAAAAGGGCAGCAAAGCUGCCAGAAACGCGAAAUGCAACAGCGGAGAUAGCGGAAUACAAAUCGAGAUGGUAUCUGGUGGAGCAUUGACUGGGGGUGGUGGUGGUGGAAUGAUGGGGGGUGGUGAUAGCUCCGAGUCCCACGAUACGGACGUCCAAGACGAGACGGACAGCCCUCCAGCCCUUCGUAGGCGGGUCGCUGACAAAUCACGACCCCAGUCCGAGCUCAUCAACCAGAUACUGAUCGACAAAUUUAAGGCGGAUCUUCAGAGCCGCACGUCGAGGCACCAGCAUGUACGCAGAACGAACAGUGAUUUAGGAGGUCAGAGGUUACUCCAGUGGGAUACGAGGUCUGGUUACAGCCACGCGCACAAUUACCGCAGGAUGCUCUCGACGCCAUCACCGAUCAAGACGAGGCCUCCUAGACUCAGUCCGAGGCACUCCUCCCAUGACAUCGUUACGCUGAGAAGUAACGCGAAAGGGAGGAGUUCUCGGACAAAUUUGAGGCGUUCACUUAGCCAACCACUGGGUAUCAAUCAGCUAUCACCCUUGAUGCGCACCAAAACUGCAGGCGCGAGGUUGCCCGGUGGAAACGUCCUGUCUGAGGACGAACAAGAUGGAAGAGGUGGAACGUCCGACGAUGAAAUGAUGUCUGAUUCGGAAUCCUCCAUCGCCUCCUUGACGGACAGAAAAAAAUCCUUCGAGCAGACGAUGGACGAAGAAGUUGCAAUCCUGGCUGAAGCUGUUUGGGACCACGUGGCGAUGGAAUCAGAGGAGCUGGCUUUUCGCGCUGGCGAUGUGAUAGAAGUUUUGGACAACCUGGACAAGGACUGGUGGUGGGGCAGUUGUAGAGGAGAGCAUGGUUGGUUCCCGGCUGCAUUUGUUAGGUUACGCGUAAGCCAAGAAGAUACUGUCGAGGAUUGUUUGGCGGCGAUGGCCUCUGGAGGCGCAUCAAAUUCGCAACUAAGAAGACGUACCAGUAUUUCGCUGUUAUCAAAUGAACAAGUCAGAACGAGCGUAGUUCGUGAACUAGUUCAAACCGAAAGGGAUUUUGUUAAAAUACUGAGGGAUGUUGCGGAGGGUUACAUAGCCGAAUGUCGACGGCGCACGGAUAUGUUUACAGACGAACAGAUAGAAACGAUUUUCAUCAAUCUCGAGGAGCUGUUAGACUUCCAAUCUGAAUUCUUGAAAGAUCUGGAAACUAGAAUCGACUGGAAUGCUCCGUACAAGAGCUGCGUCGGUGAAUGUUUUCUGAAUCAUAGAGCGGGAUUUCGUAUGUAUUCGGAGUACUGCAACAGUCAUCCGAUGGCUACCGCCACUUUACAGGAAUUAUAUCAACAUAAUCGUUAUAGCAAGUUCUUCGAAGCGUGCAGGUUAAUGAGAGGGCUGAUAGAAAUUCCUUUGGACGGAUAUUUAUUGACACCAGUGCAACGGAUAUGCAAAUAUCCACUCCAGUUGGCAGAAUUACUGAAAUAUACGAAAACCGAUCAUCCAGAUUACCAUAAGAUUCAGGAAGCUCUAGAAGCGAUGCGAGAUGUUGCGGUUUUGAUUAACGAAAGAAAGAGACGGAUGGAGAGCCUAGAAAAACUUGCUGCGUGGCAACUAAGGGUGGAAGGAUGGGAGGGUGAAGAUCUCAUAGAAGUUUCGUCGCAAUUAAUUUAUCAAGGAGAAGCUGUGAGAGUUACUACCGGCAUGUGGACAAAUAAUAUCACACUUUUCCUAUUCGACCACCAGCUAGUGUAUUGUAAGAAGGAUAUCUUAAAGCGAAAUACCUAUGUGUACAAGGGACGGAUUUAUCUCGACACGAGCGAAGUGAUCGAUGUUCCCGAUGGCAAAGAUCACCAAUUAGGUGUAACAGUAAGGCAUUGUUUGAAAGUAUACAGUUGUGUUCGAGAUAAGUGGUUGUUAUUCUGCUGUCGUACAGCGGAAGAAAAGCGUCGAUGGUUGGCAGCCAUGGCCGAGGAAAGGAGACUGGUUGCUCAGGACAGAAAUGACGGAUUGGAGUUCCCUGCUGCGGCCAGGCAAUUGGCUAGGAUCGCAGCAACGAGACAGCAGAACAGACCGCCAAUUAAACCUCGCAACAAAACGUACAAAAGAGAGUCUGCUUACGAAAUGCCUACAAUGGUUGGGCAAGCCACCACAAACUCGUUAGGACGUAAAGUUGGCACUUGGUUCACGUUCGGUAGCAGCAAGAAAAACACGCGACUUCAGCCGUCCUGAGACAGGCCUACCUUCGUACCAUACAUUGACUUGUGAAAGUCUAACGAGAAGCGCUUAAUCGUUGCUUCGCAACCGUGAUUCACAAAUUACUUGUCGUUCAAGAAACAUUUCUCAGAAAAUUUCUUCAUAUCAAGAUUUAUUCGCAUUUUCUUCAAUGUUUCGACAUUUAAGAAUAUUCGAAUAAAUAAACGGACAACGUAUUCGUUUUAAUCUGUACGAAAGCAAACGAUAAGAAGCGCUUGUCAUAUGUAUGGAACGAAGGUAUUUUAUUUAUCUAAUCGUUAAGUUUUAUCUCUUAGUCGUUGUCGAUUCAACAAUAUCGGUACGUCCUGUUAAAAGGGUAAGCAAAACGCUACGAUUUUCAUCAGUCCGAAUGUAGUUAUUCUCGUUUAAUUUAAAUCACACGCAGUUCGAUAAAAAGGAAGUAUAACUUUGUCGAUAUCGUUGGCGAUAUUUAUUUCACUGCCUCGAAGAGGAUUCUUCUAGAUUCUAUGCUCUGUCGUCUUACAAUCACACAGAUCACUGCAAUCACGGAGUGACAAGGUAUCACCACUUAGUUGUUUUCAGAAAAAUGAUAACCGUUGUUUGUUCAAAGUAUAACCGCAAGAAAUAUUACUAAUUAAGCGUAAUUAUAAAUUCAUAUAAGCAACGUUUAGACGAAACGAACAAUAUUACAAAAUGGAAAAGAAUAACGUGCAGAAAGUUUGAACUAUCAAAGGCAAAGAGAUAAGUAUCGAGGCGGGACGAAAUAGAAAAUAUUAUUGAAGAAAAAAAGCUUGUAUAAACUAAAAAAAUGAAUGCACUUACUAUUAGAUAUAUAUGAAUAUUAUGUGUAAAGCCGAUAGCAAGCUUUUGCGGUACUAAAGAGAAAGUACUAGUCACUCUUAUCACGGAAUCACAUAAAACACCAGUGAUAAAACUUUAGCAUUAUCGGAAUGCAACCGCUUGUACGUUGUAAGCAAUGAAUGGAUUAGCAGUGGCCACGUGUUUUUUAUGGUAAUAAAGACUGAUUGAGAAAUGCUUGAGCAAAUAGGUACGGAGAGUAGCACUGAGAGAAAAGUAUAGUCAAAGCGUAACAGAAUUUCGCUAAAAGUAGAUAUAUUUAUUACUGCAGAAUGAAAGACCUUCCAAAUGCAUUAUUAGUUUGAUAACCAUUUAGAUAGUCUUCUCUAGUAUGCACAUUGAAAUAAAGAGAAACAACGUUGACACAAAUAUCAUACCUUGAAAUUUUCUCUCAGUGAAGCAAAACGUAUCACAGUACAUAAUAUCAUAAAAAAAGAAAAGAAUCUUAACUUGUUUCACGGUACGCCCUUUUACUGCCUAAAAUUAUCGUCAUUUCAUCUAAAGCAGUAAAUCAUAAUACUCAUCGUAGUUUAUACGAAGGUUUUAAAUUUUUGGUAAAUGGACGGAGAAUUAUAUUUCUACGUCGAAUAUGGAGCGACAGUAUUAAUGAUAUAGGUACCACUAAACAUGUAAAUACUCGCAUAUCAAGCUUGUUUUCUACUGCUGCUAUAGCAGUUUCUAAACGGAAAAUAAGAUCAUCUGAGAUAUCUUUCAAGUUUUUCUACUCUUGUACAGAAAAAUGUUGCGAGAAUAUUAUGAUGAAAGCCAGUCAGCAAAAACCUCUGUGUUUUGUACGUAAAAAGUAAUGGAAACGUGCACACUGUAAUUCUUCAUCGAGUACAAUUCAAUUAACGUUUCAAAAAAGCUGAUCCAUCAAUUGUGAAAGUUUUCAACACUGCCAAUGUGUUUACUAAAUAUUUUUUUGUUUGUUUCUGACACUUUUCAUCGUCUUAAUGCAUAUAUAUUUUUCGAAAUAUAUGUUCAUAAAAAAAAAAAAAAAUAAUUGUUAUUCUAUCUUCGAUCGCAACUUUGCAGAAAAAAGAAGAAGAAAAUACUUGUGAAACAUAAACAAUACACAGAAGUAUAUUUUUGCUUAUUUCCUGGCAUUGUAUUUACUAUAUGACGAGGACAAUAUGAUGACAAAAUGAAAGAGCAAGAUUCCUACUCAACUGUACAGAAACCAUUAACCAUUGAUGUUUAGACUAGAAGCGAUACAUUUGUUGCUGAACCUAAUUCAUUUAAGAGUUAUUUUUAUAGGACAAAUUUAUUUGUUCGAACGCAAUUUCUCUGUAAGCAUUGUUAUAUAAGGCCAACUAUAAUGGCCAAUGUGACUAAACAUAAGGAGAAAAAUAUCAUAUGUUAAUUAUAAACGCUGAAACGAUAAUAUCGCAUAUUGCACAAUUUAGAACUUUUCAUUCAUUGAAUUUUACUAACAUCAAUAAAGAAAUAAUACUUCUGUAAAUUAUCAGAGUAAUAUUACAAAUAUUCGCAAGACACAUUAGUUACAAAAUAAAAAAAGGGAGUUUCAACAUAGCAAUGGUUUAUUCUUUACAUUGGCUAUAUCUUGUUAAAGACGCGUAAAGUAAUUAAUAAUUCAAUAUAUAUCCUUUCUAUAGUUAGGAAUUGAUAAAUUUGUAUUGUUACUCUGAAAAUACUAAAACAGACUUUGCACAAACGUCAGAAUGAUGUGCUUUGAAGCAAUAAUAUUACUAGGCGUUACAGUAAUAACAGUUUAGGCUGUUGCAUAUGUAUGUGAAUGCAUAUAUUUUCCCUUAUAUUUAACAUAAAUAGUUGCGCGUGCAUAUUGAUGAUUGCCAUAUUUUAUAAUUGUCUGUUAUUAAUAUGCACGUGAACGUUCCACUUCCGAAAAUUUGAAAAUAAAAA